GUUGAUAUUCAGGCUUUCUGGUAGGCUGUAGGCUCUGUUAAGAAGCUGCCUGUAACCAGUGUAUAGCCGAUUGGGGCAAUGAAACGCCAAACUCGAUGAACUGCUAUGGCGCCGCGCACCAGGAAUAUAGACGCCGAGCGUCAGGCACCCAGGCAGCAACCGGUCACGGAGAUGGUUACCUCACCCAUUCGCCAGCUUCGAGAGGCUUUCGGUGACCCCAAGCCGCCCGAUAUAACUCGGAAAAUAACGGCCUGUGUAGCCUGUCGGAAGCAGAAGAUCAAAUGCCAUAUGAACGAUUCAGAGCCUCCAUGUGCAAGGUGCAAGAAGAAGGGAUUACCCUGCACUGUAAAUCGGAGUUUACAGAUGCUGUUGGAAAGUGACGCGUCGUGGAAGGAAACCAUGGAACGGAAGAUGCAGAAACUGGAAGAGACAAUAGAAACGAUGGCUAAAGCUGGAUCUCAGGGACAUGGAGAUCACCCAAUUAAUCAAGACACAAGGACAACAGGUCUUCCAGAGCCCAGUAAACGCGACGAGACAAGCGUGUCUGGCCAGGAAAAUCACUGGGAAAUUAUCGUUGAUUUGGAGUCCAACCCAGGUGCUCUUCCUGGGCAGUACCUUCACCAGACAGGCGCCACAAAUUGCAGGUACACUGAGGACAUCAUCUCCCGCGGUGUCAUAAAUAUCGAUAAUGCCCGGAAAUACUUUACUGGGUACCAAAGCCGUCUCGACCAUUUCGUCUAUCGUAUCCUGGGAAGCCACAGCACCUCGACAAUGGAAAGCGUGCGCAAAGUCUCUCCUCUCCUCAUGACCGCCGUGUGUACAGUUGGAGCCCUGCAUCUUGCAUCCCCGGACUUCGAUCCUCUGUACCAGGCGUUCGUCGCUCUGAGUGCAGGAUUGAGUUCCUCCAGAAAAAGCACUAUAGAUGACGUGCGAGCGCUAUGCAUCGGUGCUCUCUGGCUCAGUGACUUAUCCUGGUCCCUAGCCGGGCUUGCAGUACGCAUCGCCACUGAAUUGCACCUCCACAGAAGCUUCCCCAAAGCCAUCCAAGGUGAUCGAGACCAUUAUUUCCGGGCUCGUCUCUAUUAUACGGUCUACGCAUGUGACCAUCACUUUUCAAUUCCAUAUGGCAGACCGCCAAUGACGCGCGAAUGCCAAGCGGUGCGGAAUGCGCGAGACUUCCUGGAAUGCAAACAUGCCACGGAGGAUGACGCGCGACUAGUCAGCCAGGUCCUCCGUUGUAGUGCCUGUUCUAACAUCUACGACACAUUCGGAGCUGAUGUCGACCGUCCUCUUACGGGUGCUGACAUUCCCUAUAUUCGUCGUUUUGGCAUUGCGUUAGACACUCUGCGCGCAGAGUGGAUGGAUAAGUUUAGUCCCAAUGCCCACGUCGGGAACUAUCCGCGUAAAGGCGUCGGGAUACAACAUCACUUUGCCAAGCUUUAUCUCGGCUCCCAUGCUCUCCGGGGAGCUGGGUCAGAUGAAUACAAGCUGCGUCCCCAGGAUGUGGCCUUGGAAUUUGAUGAGAUCGCUAAUUCCGCCGUCCUGUCAUCGAUAUCAAUACUACGUGCCGUCGUUUCGGAUGGUGAGGUACAGUCUUUUCUGAAUGGACUACCGACAUAUUUUCACAUCAUGAUAGCAUUUGCUGUGGUGUUUUUAUUGAAAGUCUCGACUCGAUUCUCGGCUUCCAUUCAGCUUGAUAGGCAAGAAAUACGCCGCUUGAUGACCUCUUUAGUUACCACUUUGAAUGAAGUGGUGGCUACGAUGCAUCCACAACACCUGCUUGUCAGCAUUACGAAAGGAAUCGAAGAGGUCCUCAGCCGUAAUCCAAUUUCUUCCGAUGAGAUCCGAAGCCAUACAGCAUCGGGCUCUGUAGGUCCAUGUGACGCUUUUUCCAAUAUUGAUGUCCUACCCGGAGAAUUUAAUUUAGCUGCCGAUGGAAUGUUUGAUCAAUACUUUUUGAACGAGUAUGAUUUUCUAUUAGAACAAGAGCAAGGUUGA
Molecule: messenger RNA, 1998 nt
Organism: Aspergillus steynii IBT 23096
Lineage: Eukaryota; Fungi; Ascomycota; Eurotiomycetes; Eurotiales; Aspergillaceae
Exons: 3
Coding region: 106-1998 (630 amino acids)
Biological process (GO): DNA-templated transcription; regulation of DNA-templated transcription
Cellular component (GO): nucleus
Molecular function (GO): transcription cis-regulatory region binding; zinc ion binding; DNA-binding transcription factor activity, RNA polymerase II-specific
Source: RefSeq, a predicted model, not a curated record